Molecule: messenger RNA, 870 nt
Organism: Anopheles marshallii
Lineage: Eukaryota; Metazoa; Arthropoda; Insecta; Diptera; Culicidae
Exons: 3
Coding region: 1-870 (289 amino acids)
Cellular component (GO): membrane
Source: RefSeq, a predicted model, not a curated record
AUGCGUCCGAAUCGGUGUAUUUACUUCCUAACUGUUGCUAUACACGUUGUGCUAGUUGUUGUGGCCGGUUCGAAACUGGUGUUUCAAGAAAAUCUUCGCUCGCAAGUGUUAGACCGAAACGAUGGAAUGCUGAUUAGUGGUGGUGCAGUCUCUUCAAAUCAGCUAUGGAUGCUUGGUUUACGGCUACUCCAACUUGUCGACAUGCAGGCAAUACUACUGCACGGAUUUUCCAUCAUCAUUUCGAACCGCCUAUUCAGCGAUCCAUACAGUCGGCACCUGAAUGGAAUGUCACAUCUGUGGACGGUUCUUACGGUGUGCUGCCUUGCGACGAAUCUGUUCGCCAUGGUGCUUUGGUUUCGAUUUGUCGAAACCACGCACAACACUUUACAGGAAUCUCUCUAUGGUGGACUGGAGCUGUAUCAGUUUGACACAACUUGGAGUGAAUUUUGGAACGAGCUACAAAUGCACUCCCGCUGCUGCGGCGUGCAAAAUUAUUCCGAUUGGCAAGGGAUGCUGUGGGAAACGGCAGAAAAAGAGGCUCAAUAUAGAAGGCUACUACUCCCAGACAGCAGUGACAUCAGCAGUAGUGUUGUGAUCGUUCCAAUUAGCUGCUGCCGGAACCGUCAUCAGUGCAUGGGUGAGCGCAUCAAUCUGGGCGUUACUGAGCUAGUACGGUCGGUUGCCCUGGAUGCCAUGAACAUCAUCAAUCACGCCGGUUGCUUCGAUGUAAUGCGAAGAGGCUUGAUACGCACUGUACGCAUGAUCACUCUAUUGGAUGCGAUCCUCUGCUCGAUGCAGCUUGGUACAAUCUUUUUGAUGAGAAUAUUAUUUAUUGCCAACCGAAACUUUAAUUCCAACACGACCAUUUGA